Messenger RNA from Camelina sativa (false flax), 4062 nucleotides. NCBI's taxonomy places the organism in Eukaryota, Viridiplantae, Streptophyta, Magnoliopsida, Brassicales, Brassicaceae. The record is from RefSeq and is a predicted model, not a curated record.
CUCUCUCUCUCUCUCUCUCUCUCCACCAUUGACUCUCUCUCUCUCUCUCUAUCUCGCUCUUGAAUCAUCCUUUAUUUCUGUGACUGUGUGCACUUUCAGAGAAAGAGAGAGAGAGAGAGGCCAACCAUACCAUACACAAAGAAAAAAAAAAAAAUAAUAAAAAAAAGAAAGGUUGUGGCUUGCUGCUGAAUCAAUACCAUCACCAUUUCUACAAUACUCCCCUCACUAUUCCCCCCUUUCCCCUUCAUCUCUGUUUUGUUUUUCCAUCAAAGUCUGUGUUUUUAAUCCGAUUUGCCUCUGAGUAGUAUCAUCCUCUGUUGUUGUUGUUGUUGUUAUGGUCUCUGGAUCUCUAAGAAUCAAGCUUUACUGAGUUGCUGCCCCAUUUUCAAAUCGAUCUGUGAAAAUCCCAAAAUAGUGUUAGCCCGUCUGUGUUCAGACCAAAAUAUGAACACCGGUGGUCGUUUAAUCGCCGGUUCUCACAACAGGAAUGAGUUUGUCCUCAUUAAUGCCGAUGAGAAUGCCAGAAUAAGAUCAGUGCAAGAGCUGAGUGGACAGACAUGUCAAAUCUGCAGAGACGAGAUCGAAUUGACUGUGGAUGGAGAACCCUUUGUGGCGUGUAAUGAAUGUGCUUUCCCUGUGUGUAGACCUUGCUAUGAGUAUGAGAGACGAGAAGGCAAUAAAGCUUGUCCACAAUGCAAAACCCGUUACAAACGUCUUAAAGGAAGUCCUAGGGUUGAAGGUGAUGAAGAGGAAGAUGACAUUGAUGAUUUAGACAAUGAGUUUGAGUAUGGGAGCAAUGGGAUGGGAUUUGAUCAGGUUUCUGAAAAUAUGUCAAUCUCUCGUCGCACCUCUGGUUUCCCACAGUCUGAUCUUGAUUCAGCUCCACCUGGCUCUCAGAUUCCAUUGCUUACUUAUGGCGAUGAGGACGUUGAGAUUUCUUCUGAUAGACAUGCACUUAUUGUUCCUCCUUCACUUGGUGGUCAUGGCAAUAGAGUUCAUCCGGUUUCUCUUGCUGACCCGGCCGUCGCUGCACAUCCAAGACCUAUGGUACCUCAGAAAGAUCUUGCAGUUUAUGGUUAUGGAAGUGUUGCUUGGAAAGAUCGGAUGGAGGAAUGGAAGAGAAAGCAGAAUGAGAAACUUCAGGUGGUUAAGCAUGAAGGAGAUCCUGAUUUUGAAGAUGGCGAUGAUGCUGAUUUCCCAAUGAUGGAUGAGGGAAGGCAGCCAUUGUCUAGGAAGAUACCAAUCAAAUCUAGCAAGAUUAAUCCAUACCGGAUGUUAAUUGUUCUACGUCUUGUGAUUCUUGGUCUCUUUUUUCACUACCGUAUUCUUCACCCUGUCAAAGAUGCAUACGCCUUGUGGCUUAUUUCUGUUAUAUGUGAGAUAUGGUUUGCGGUUUCAUGGGUUCUUGAUCAGUUCCCUAAAUGGUACCCGAUUGAGCGAGAAACAUACUUGGACCGACUCUCAUUAAGAUAUGAGAAAGAAGGGAAACCGUCCGGACUAUCCCCUGUGGACGUAUUUGUCAGUACAGUGGAUCCAUUGAAAGAGCCUCCGCUUAUUACUGCAAAUACUGUCUUGUCUAUUCUUGCGGUUGAUUAUCCUGUCGAUAAGGUUGCUUGUUAUGUAUCUGAUGAUGGUGCUGCCAUGCUAACUUUCGAAGCUCUUUCUGAGACUGCGGAAUUCGCAAGGAAAUGGGUUCCUUUCUGUAAGAAAUACUGUAUCGAGCCUCGUGCUCCUGAAUGGUAUUUCUGCCAUAAAAUGGACUACUUAAAGAAUAAAGUUCAUCCUGCAUUUGUCAGGGAGCGACGAGCCAUGAAGAGAGAUUAUGAAGAAUUCAAAGUAAAGAUCAAUGCUUUAGUGGCGACAGCACAGAAAGUGCCUGAGGAUGGUUGGACUAUGCAAGACGGUACACCUUGGCCCGGUAAUAGUGUGCGAGAUCAUCCCGGCAUGAUUCAGGUCUUCCUUGGAAGUGACGGUGUUCGUGAUGUCGAAAACAAUGAGUUGCCUCGAUUAGUUUAUGUUUCUCGUGAGAAGAGACCAGGAUUUGAUCACCACAAGAAGGCUGGAGCUAUGAAUUCCCUGGUAAAUGAUCUACUUUUUAAACCUCUAAAACUUUUUCUUUGUAAAUUCAUAUAUACAUUGCCCAUUUAUUGUUGCAGAUAUGAGAAAGAAGGANAAGCUCUUAGAGAAGCAAUGUGUUUCAUGAUGGAUCCUCAGUCAGGAAAGAAAAUCUGUUAUGUUCAAUUCCCUCAAAGAUUCGAUGGUAUUGAUAGGCACGAUCGAUACUCAAAUCGCAAUGUUGUGUUCUUUGAUAUCAAUAUGAAAGGUUUGGAUGGGCUACAAGGGCCUAUAUACGUCGGGACGGGUUGUGUUUUCAGGAGGCAAGCGCUUUAUGGCUUUGAUGCACCGAAGAAGAAGAAGGCUCCACGUAAGACAUGCAAUUGCUGGCCAAAAUGGUGUUUCAUGUGUUGUGGUUCAAGAAAGAACCGUAAAGCAAAGACAGUGGCUGCGGAUAAGAAGAAGAAGAAUAGGGAAGCGUCGAAGCAGAUUCACGCAUUAGAAAAUAUUGAAGAGGGCAGCAUCACUAAAGGCUCUAAUGUAGAACAAUCAACCGAGGCGAUGCAAUUGAAGUUGGAGAAGAAAUUUGGGCAGUCUCCCGUUUUUGUUGCAUCUGCUCGUAUGGAGCAUGGUGGGAUGGCUAGAAACGCAAGCCCAGCUUGUCUGCUUAAAGAAGCCAUCCAAGUCAUUAGUUGUGGAUAUGAAGAUAAAACUGAAUGGGGAAAAGAGAUCGGGUGGAUCUACGGUUCUGUUACAGAAGAUAUUCUUACGGGUUUCAAGAUGCAUUCUCAUGGUUGGAGGUCUGUUUAUUGUACACCUAAGUUAGCGGCAUUCAAAGGAUCAGCUCCAAUCAAUCUUUCAGAUCGUCUCCAUCAAGUUCUUCGAUGGGCGCUUGGGUCAGUUGAGAUUUUCUUGAGUAGGCAUUGUCCUAUUUGGUAUGGUUAUGGAGGUGGUUUGAAAUGGCUUGAGAGGUUGUCCUACAUUAACUCCGUGGUUUACCCAUGGACCUCUCUCCCCCUCAUUGUUUACUGUUCUCUCCCCGCCAUCUGUCUUCUCACUGGAAAAUUUAUUGUUCCCGAGAUUAGCAACUAUGCGAGUAUCCUCUUCAUGGCGCUCUUCACGUCGAUUGCAGUAACGGGUAUACUUGAGAUGCAAUGGGGCAAAGUUGGGAUCGAUGAUUGGUGGAGAAACGAACAGUUUUGGGUCAUUGGUGGUGUUUCCGCGCAUCUGUUUGCUCUCUUCCAAGGUCUCCUCAAGGUUCUUGCUGGUGUGGACACUAACUUCACAGUCACAUCAAAAGCAGCUGAUGACGGCGAGUUCUCUGACCUUUACCUCUUCAAAUGGACUUCUCUUCUCAUCCCUCCAACGACUCUUCUCAUCAUAAACGUCAUCGGAGUCAUAGUUGGAAUCUCUGAUGCCAUCAGCAACGGAUAUGACUCGUGGGGACCGCUUUUCGGGAGAUUGUUCUUUGCACUUUGGGUCAUCAUUCAUCUUUACCCAUUCCUUAAAGGUUUGCUUGGGAAACAAGAUAGAAUGCCGACCAUUAUUGUUGUCUGGUCCAUCCUCCUCGCCUCGAUUCUUACACUUCUUUGGGUUCGGGUUAAUCCGUUUGUGGCCAAAGGCGGUCCUAUUCUUGAGAUAUGCGGGUUAGACUGCUUGUGAUUUGAUUGAUGGAUCAAUUGGUGAAAAAUGGUUUAAUUCCCACGGAUCAAGAGAGGUAAGUAAGAGAGAUAUUGUUUACCUCUAAAGACUCCUUCAUUGUGUUCAUUAGAUGAUGAAAAAGAAAAAAGAAUUUAAUUUUGUUACGAGAUUGUUAUUUUUUGCAAGAAUGUGUUGUAGAUAUAGAUGAAAAAAAAAAGAAGGUUGUUGUCUAUUUGUUUUGUUCUUUGGUGGUGAGAGAAAAGAUUUGUCAAAUUAUUCUUUAAUUGAAUAUUUCUGAUCUCUUUUGAAUAUUACAUAAGAGGAGUUUCAAUUUGUAAUCUUUUAUGAUAAAAGAACUUUAAUUUA